Otolemur garnettii (small-eared galago) is the source of this 1700-nucleotide messenger RNA. RefSeq names its product zinc finger protein 709. Gene Ontology annotation, molecular function: RNA polymerase II cis-regulatory region sequence-specific DNA binding; DNA-binding transcription factor activity, RNA polymerase II-specific. The coding region runs from base 111 to 1700 and encodes 529 amino acids. NCBI's taxonomy places the organism in Eukaryota, Metazoa, Chordata, Mammalia, Primates, Galagidae. Gene Ontology annotation, biological process: regulation of transcription by RNA polymerase II. The record is from RefSeq and is a predicted model, not a curated record. The transcript has a single exon.
AAGCUAGUCCAUUUGGAGAAAACUUCAGUCAAACUACAAAUCUUAAACUGAAAAAGAGAACUCUUACUGGAGUAAAACCAUAUGAAUGCAGUGUGUGUGGAAAAGUCUAUAUGUGUCAUUCAUCUCUUAAUAGGCACAUGAGAUCUCAUAUUGAACACAGACCAUAUGGAUAUCACAAAUAUGCAGAGAAGUCAUAUGAAUGUAAGGAAUGUGGGAAAAGAUUCAGCUUUCGAAGUUCAUUUCGAAUCCAUGAAAGAACUCAUACUGGAGAGAAGCCCUAUAAAUGUAAACAAUGUGGUAAAGCUUUCAGUUGGCCCAGUUCCUUUCAAAUACAUGAAAGAACGCAUACUGGAGAGAAACCCUAUGAAUGCAAGGAAUGUGGGAAAGCCUUCAUUUAUCAUACGACCUUUAGAGGACACAUGAGGAUGCACACAGGAGAGAAGCCUUAUAAAUGCAAAGAAUGUGGAAAGACCUUCAGUCAUCCCAGUUCAUUUCGAAACCAUGAAAGAACUCAUUCUGGAGAAAAACCCUAUGAAUGUAAACAAUGUGGAAAAGCUUUCACAUAUUACCAAACUUUUCAAAUACAUGAAAGGACACACACUGGGGAAAAACCAUAUCAGUGUAAGCAGUGUGGUAAAGCUCUCAGUUGUCCCACAUCCUUUCGAAGUCAUGAAAGGAUUCACACUGGGGAAAAACCCUAUAAGUGUAGAAAAUGUGGAAAAGCUUUCAGUUUUCCCAGUUCCUUUCGAAAACAUGAAAGAAUUCAUACGGGAGAGAAACCCUAUGAUUGUAAGGAAUGUGGAAAGGCAUUUAUUUCUCUUCCUAGCUUUCGAAGACACAUGAUAAUGCACACAGGAAAUGGACCAUAUAAAUGUAAGGAAUGUGGGAAAGCCUUUGAUUGUCCCAGUUCAUUUCAAAUUCAUGAAAGAACUCACACUGGGGAGAAACCCUAUGAAUGUAAACAAUGUGGUAAAGCUUUCAGUUGUUCUAGUUCCUUUAGAAUGCAUGAAAGGACUCAUACUGGAGAGAAACCCCAUGAAUGUAAACAAUGUGGUAAAGCUUUCAGUUGUUCCAGUUCAGUUCGGAUACAUGAAAGGACUCACACUGGGGAGAAACCCUAUGAAUGUAAACAAUGUGGUAAGGCCUUCAGUUGUUCUAGUUCCUUUCGGAUGCAUGAACGAAUUCACACAGGGGAGAAACCCUAUGAAUGUAAACAGUGUGGUAAAGCUUUCAGUUUUUCUAGUUCAUUUAGAAUGCAUGAAAGAACUCACACUGGGGAGAAACCAUAUGAAUGUAAACAAUGUGGAAAGGCCUUCAGUUGCUCUAGUUCCUUUCGAAUGCAUGAAAGAACCCACACUGGAGAGAAGCCUUAUGAAUGUAAACAAUGUGGUAAGGCCUUCAGUUGUUCUAGCUCUAUUCGAAUACAUGAAAGGACUCACACUGGAGAGAAGCCAUAUGAAUGUAAACAAUGUGGUAAGGCCUUCAGCUGUUCCAGUUCUGUUCGAAUGCAUGAAAGGACUCACAGUGGAGAGAAACCCUAUGAAUGCCAGCAAUGUGAUAAAGCUUUCAGUUGCUCCCGUUCCUUUCGAAUCCAUGAAAGGACUCACACUGGAGAGAAACCUUAUGAAUGUCAGCAAUGUGGGAAGGCCUUCAAGUGUUCCCGCUCCUUUCGAAUACAUGAAAAAACUCAUACUGGGUAG